Messenger RNA from Myotis brandtii (Brandt's bat), 5109 nucleotides. It is a transcript of the gene DDHD2, whose product is annotated as DDHD domain containing 2. Gene Ontology annotation, molecular function: metal ion binding; triacylglycerol lipase activity; protein binding. Lineage: Eukaryota; Metazoa; Chordata; Mammalia; Chiroptera; Vespertilionidae. The record is from RefSeq and is a predicted model, not a curated record. Gene Ontology annotation, cellular component: COPII-coated ER to Golgi transport vesicle.
AGAAAUGUCAUCAGUGGAAUCACACCAGAAACAGUUGAUGUCAGAUCCAUCCCCAUCACCAAACUCAUGUAGUUCCUUUGAGCUAAUAGACAUGGAUGCUGGCAGUUUGUAUGAACCAGUUUCUCCUCAUUGGUUUUAUUGUAAAGUUAUAGAUUCUAAGGAGACAUGGAUUCCUUUCAACUCUGAGGAUUCACAGCAGCUGGAAGAAGCAUAUAGCUCUGGAAAAGAUUGUAAUGGGAAAGUUGUCCCCACCGAUGGGGGCCGGUAUGACGUUCAUUUGGGGGAGAGGAUGCGGUAUGCUGUGUAUUGGGAUGAGCAAGCAUCAGAAGUGAGACGAUGUACCUGGUUUUACAAGGGAGACAAAGAUAAUAAGUAUGUUCCCUAUUCAGAGAGCUUCAGCCAAGUAUUAGAGGAAACUUACAUGCUUGCUGUAACUCAGGAUGACUGGAAAAAGAAACUGGAGUCUCCCAACAGAGAAAUUAUUGUAUUACACAAUCCAAAGCUUAUGGUGCAUUACCAGCCAGUUGCAGGGUCUGAUGAAUGGGGUUCCACACCCACUGAGCAGGGUCGACCAAGAACAGUGAAGAGAGGGGUUGAGAACAUCUCUGUUGACAUUCAUUGUGGGGAACCUUUACAAAUAGACCAUUUGGUUUUUGUAGUCCAUGGGAUUGGACCAGCUUGUGAUCUCCGCUUUCGAAGCAUUGUACAAUGUGUUAAUGAUUUUCGCAGUGUUUCCUUAAACCUGCUACAAACGCAUUUUAAGAAAGCCCAAGAAAAUCAGCAGAUUGGGAGGAUAGAAUUUCUUCCAGUCAACUGGCACAGUCCUUUGCAUUCUACUGGUGUGGAUGUAGAUCUACAGCGAAUAACCCUGCCCAGCAUUAAUCGCCUAAGGCACUUCACCAAUGACACAAUUCUGGAUGUCUUCUUCUACAAUAGCCCCACCUACUGUCAGACUAUUGUGGACACAGUUGCUUCUGAAAUGAACCGAAUAUAUACACUUUUUCUGCAGAGAAACCCUGAUUUCAAAGGGGGUGUAUCCAUUGCUGGUCAUAGUUUAGGUUCGCUUAUAUUGUUUGAUAUCCUAACAAAUCAGAAAGAUUCUUUGGGGGAUAUUGACAGUAAAAAGGAUUCGCCAAAUAUGGAUCAAGGAGACACACCGACAAUAGAGGAAGAUCUGAAGAAACUUCAACUCUCUGAAUUCUUUAGUAUCUUUGAGAAGGAGAAAAUAGAUAAAAAAGCUCUGGCUUUAUGUACAGACAAAGAUCUUCAGGAAAUUGGAAUUCCCUUAGGACCAAGAAAGAAGAUACUAAAUUACUUUAGCACCAGAGAAAAUUCAGUGGGCAUUAAUACAUCAACUCCACAAUCAGCUUCAGGGUUGAAUAUGUCUAAUAUCCCCAAAGAAUCUGAGUUCUGCAGUAGUGCUGAUGAUACUGGAAAUGACUAUCUGGAUGUUGGCAUUGGACAGGUAUCCGUAAAAUACCCUCGACUCAUCUAUAAACCAGAAAUAUUCUUUGCCUUUGGAUCUCCCAUUGGAAUGUUUCUUACCGUCCGAGGACUAAAAAGAAUUGAUCCCAACUAUAAAUUUCCAACAUGCAAAGGUUUCUUCAAUAUUUAUCACCCUUUUGAUCCUGUGGCCUAUAGGAUUGAACCAAUGGUGGUCCCAGGAGUGGAAUUUGAGCCAAUGCUGAUCCCACAUCAUAAAGGCAGGAAGCGGAUGCACUUAGAACUGAGAGAGGGCUUGACCAGGAUGAGUAUGGACCUUAAGAACAACUUGCUAGGUUCACUGCGGAUGGCCUGGAAGUCUUUCACCAGAACUCCAGACCCUGUCUUACAAACUUCUGAAACUACAGAAGAAACUGAAGCAGAACCUGUGUCAAGUUCAGAGAAGCCUAGUGAUGUUAACACAGAAGAGACCUCUGAGGCAGUUAAAGAAGAAGUCCUCCCCAUCAAUGUGGGAAUGCUGAAUGGAGGCCAACGCAUUGACUACGUGCUACAGGAGAAGCCCAUUGAGAGUUUCAAUGAGUAUUUAUUUGCUUUACAAAGCCAUCUAUGCUACUGGGAGUCUGAAGAUACAGUAUUGCUGGUCCUCAAAGAAAUCUAUCAAACCCAGGGUAUCUUCCUUGAUCAGCCUUUACAAUAAAAAUGAAUCUUCUAUGGCUGCCUAAUAUGGACAUUGAGGGGUCCUUCAACAGAAAAUCCACCUGUUUGUUGCUGCAGUUUUCCUCUCCUCAGCUGCAUCAUUUCUUGCAUGUUGCCUGUCACUCACCAUUGGGGGCUUUGGAAGAUAAUCUUCCAUUUUGGAAGUGAGUGGAAAAGCAAAGGAAAGACACCCUAUUAUUUUUUACCACUGGCUUCAUAUAAAUACUUGCCAUUCUUUCUUUAUAGCUGGGGGUGGUUUGCGUCCUUAAUUCUUUGAUGACAUUAUAUAGGUACCAGACUUUAUUGCCUAUCACGUGAGAUGGUAGUAAAUCUGCUUUGAGUUUGAUUUGUUUUGGGUUGGUAAAAAUUUUUCUAGGAAAUGUUUUAGUUUGGAAGCACACUGUUGAAAUUCAGCAGGUAAUUGGGGUACAUUCUUCUCUCACUAGUGUUCUCUGCAUUGAAGGCUACGUCUAAAUGGAUAUGGAAAAGACUGUUGGGCAGUCAAAUUCUGUUGAGCUAUCUUUUCUUUUCUAUGAAUUCUGUAUGAAGAAAGACUAAAAUGUAACUUGAAGAAAUUAUUACUUACUCUCUACAGCUGAGUGACAGGUUUAUUGUUAGGAAUCACUGAUGCUAUGCUGUUCAUUGUUUUUCCAGCUGUUUGGAUUCCUCUGAGAGUCUAAAGUGGACAGUUUAGUUCACAUUUGGUGCACCUUUAUAAAGCAAAGAUGUUAUAUAUCUAGAUGAAGUCUGAUUUAUUAUUUGGUAGUAGCUUCUGUUCUUAAGUUGAGGGUAAAGCUAUAAAGGCUGACAAACCUGAAAUUAUACAGCCUUGAAUAAGUAAAAUCUUACUCUUGCAUUUAUGGUGUAAUAUAAUUUGUGUAAGUCACCUGCCAUAUUAACUUGAAUGAAGGUAGUAUUGUGUGUCCUCUUUAAAAACAUUUUGUGAUCAUUGCCUACUUAGGGACCCAUACACCAGAGUGCUUAUUUAAAAGGCUCAUGGCACAGGCAGUAUUGGUUGAGCAGGUAGGUUUGGCUAUGCAGUAGUCAAGGAACAGCUACUCCAGAGUCAGUGUCAGAACAUGCAAAGUGAGAUGUACCUUGAAGAAAAUGGGUGAAUGUGACUGAUUUUUUUCCAAGGCAUCUACUCACCACUGUCUUUCUCAUUGGUCAGUUUGUCAUUGUCUUUGCAGUGUUCUUUGUGAUACACUCCUCUCAGAUUUCCACAGGCCAUUGAGUGGCAUGCCAGGCAAGCUGUUUUUUGUUUGUUUGUUUUUAAUAAAGGUAGCAAGGUAUUGUGAAAGCACUGGCAUUUAACAUUCACUUAAGCCAUCCCUUGGAAAGCAGUGUUUAUCCCUUUCUGAAGAAAAAAGGAAGGGGAAAGUUAAUUACUGUCAUCUAGAGAUGGUAGAGGUGAGGUUGGGGUAUAGGUCAGAGCCUGGCCUUUCUUUGCCCAUCUGGUUUAUAGACUAAUGAUGACUAACCCACUAAGUAGUUUCAGAUAAUAUUGAAUACUUUAUUUCCUUUGUAUGUAAAUUCUGAGUUUGAAAUAAGGGUUGAGAAUUAAGUAGCAUUCAAUAUAUAUUAGAGGGGAAGCUUUUGCCCUUCAUAUCAGCAGAAUUGGUACUAUUUAGGAGUAAACCAAAGGACAAGCAAGAGUGAGUAUAACCAAAGAUGAACGGCAUAACUCUGGAUAGCUGGAUAAACCACUGCUUGUUAUAAGAAAUGUUUCUAUCCUGCUGAUGUGGGGCAGUAACUGUAAAAGAGCUUUAUAUGUUGUCUAUCCACCUAUGGUAUUAUCAUGAUUAUAUAUUAUAGAGGGUAAUAAGCUUGUUUUUUCCUCUGGAAACAAAUAUUUAUUUAUGUAAUUGUACAGCUUUAUAAAGAAAAGUAAUGAAGGCAAAUAACUUAGAGCUAGAAAUUCUUAAGUAUUUUUAGAAUCUACCAAUUUCAACAUCUGCUGAAUGUUGAGUGGGUAGCAAAAUUGUCCCUUAGUUUCCAUCUGUCCUUAGUAGUUGAAUCAAUGGAUAUCCUUAAUGAAGUUAUACUGUCAGUAAAGGUUAAUUGUUUCACAGGACUACAUAUGAAACCAGUCAUCUCUGUACUGGUUGUAAUUACACAAAGUUACCAUAUUUACAUUUUAAUUCACUAGCAUCUUAGGGAACAUAUUUCAUUUAAAAAAACUAUUCUAAAAGUUAAACAUCUAGAGGAUAAUACAAAUAAGCAUUCUAAUCAUGAAGCAGUGUAGUAAGGCAAUGGAUGCCUUUCUGGCUGUAAAUAACAGUGAAACAUUAAAAACUGAUGACCAAAUGGAUGUCAAAUAUACUCUUAAAUAACACCUAACAUAGCAAGUUUCACUCGAUUCGGAGAACUGCUGGGUUGGUGAACACGUGGAGGUGCAGUGCAGGGAGUGGUGCGCCAGGAGAGGGCAUGGAAGUUCCCCAUCCCUUCCCACCCUGGCCUUGUGCAUCGUCUCCAUCUGGCUGCUUUUGCAUUCAGCUGUCAACGUAAGAACAUCCAGACCUGCCUCUCUCCUUCCUUGCAUGUCCACUGCCUUAAUCAUAAGCCCUAAAGACGAUUAGUUCUGGUCAGCAGCAGCCUUAGGUACGAAGCCUCGGGUCUUAUUAACAUGACCAUUUUUCUUCUUUGUAUUUUUUGCAACUUCCCCAAAUCUCCAGAAAGAUCAGAUAUGCUUAUUUCUUGUUCAAUUAACAGCCAGAUGAAGAGAUUUCAUAGGGCCAGGUCUUGGAACUUGGGGGCCCUGGCAUGCUGGCCCAUGAAAGGAUUCCGAUUCCUCAACCUGGGAACCCCAAUAAGCUUGAUUUAAGUCCUUUAUUUAGUUGUAUAUCUUGUUAAUCAUUUUUUAAAUUAGUUGACAUACAAUAGUUUCAGGUGUACAACCCAGUGGUUAGACAUUCUAUAGUUUACUAAGUGACCAUCCUGAUAAAUCUCGUAUCCAUAGGACACCAUACA